This is a messenger RNA of Abrus precatorius (Indian licorice), 3249 nucleotides long. RefSeq names its product serine/threonine-protein phosphatase 6 regulatory ankyrin repeat subunit B-like. Lineage: Eukaryota; Viridiplantae; Streptophyta; Magnoliopsida; Fabales; Fabaceae. Gene Ontology annotation, molecular function: protein binding. The transcript has 2 exons. The record is from RefSeq and is a predicted model, not a curated record. Bases 926 to 2983 code for a protein of 685 amino acids.
AAUGACUAUGAUAAUUUAUUUUAUUACAAGUAGCACAAAGCAUUUGAUGGUACCAUGAGUUCUGUCUCUGAAAGUGAAGAAAAAUCACCCUUCUUCAGUUUAGCCUCCAUAAUUACUUCAAUAUUUUUGCAAACAGUAAGAUCUCUUUUUGCAUUGGUUCAACUUCCUAUUCUACCAUCAUUGGAGCCAAACCCCUUUUCAUUAUUAUUCACUGUUCAAAACAAUAAUCAUCAAUGAAACUUUUAUAGGCAUCUUAGAGUUCCCUUUAAGAUUCCAACCUUGACAAAAUUUUCUUGGAAUAUCACACCCCUUUCUCAUGUUAUCUUCUGCAAAUGGUCUUGUGAUCACUUUCAUAAAGAAUAUUAUUCUUUGCAGUGCCUGUUACCUUUUCUUGGUUAACUUUGUGAGAACAAUUAUAGCUGUUUCCUUUUUCAUACUAUUUACUUGAUAUUAUUAAUUAUGAUCACACCAACAACCCACGUAAGCAACCUCAAAGACCCUUCCUUUUCUUUGUUGUGCUCUUGUGAAACUCUAUAUAUUUAAUUGCACAGUGUUCUACAAGAAUUUCCCAAGUAGUUCAAUUUCAAUUUAACCCUUUAAUUUAUUAUUGGUCUCGUAUGUUGUCUUCAUGUGUAUGCUUUAGUGCUUUUCUACAUUUCUUACAUGUGGGUAUUUUGGUUCUCUUUGUACUUGUCCGUUCUGCUGUAUAAGUUUUUGGUAUUCCUCACACAAGUUCAGUUUUCAUUACUCUUUAUUGUGCUGCAUCAGUUCUAUCCUCAAUUACUUUGCUUCCCUUUCACUUUUGCAGUCUUUAGUUUCAGUGUGUGAGGUUGAGUUGAGUUGAUUUGGUUUUUGUUCUUCUAAGUUUUGUUAAAAGUUGUUAAGGUUCUUUAAAUCAUUAGUGCUUAGCCUUUGAAUCUUCUCAAUGCCUCCUACAUACUUUCCUCUUCGUUGGGAGAGUACUGGGGACCAAUGGUGGUAUGCAUCACCAAUAGAUUGGGCUGCAGCUAAUGGCCACUAUGACUUGGUUCGUGAGUUGCUUAGAAUUGACAGCAAUCACCUCUUCAAGCUCACUUCAUUGCGCCGAAUUCGGCGCCUUGAAGUGGUGUGGGAUGAUGAAGAACAAUUCAAUGAUGUUGCAAAGUUUAGGUGUCAAGUGGCACAUAAGCUGCUCCUUGAGUGUGAAUCCAAGAGGGGGAAGAAUUCUCUCAUCACUUCAGGCUAUGGUGGAUGGCUAAUGUACACUGCUGCCUCGGCCGGGGACUUGGGAUUUGUUCAAAUUCUUCUUGAGAGGAACCCUUUGUUGGUUUUUGGUGAAGGAGAGUAUGGUGUCACUGAUAUUCUUUAUGCUGCUGCCAGGAGCAAGAAUUGUGAGGUUUUCAGGCUGCUAUUUGAUUUUGCAGUUUCACCGAGGUUUCUAACAGGAAAAGGUGGGAUAAUGGAGGAGCAUAUUGGGGACAUUCCUUCCGUUUACAGGGGGGAGAUGACCAACAGGGCUGUUCAUGCUGCUGCUAGAGGAGGUAAUCUCAAGGUUUUGGAGGAGCUUCUUGCCAAUUGCUCUGAUGUUUUGGCUUAUAGAGAUGCUGAGGGAUCAACUAUUUUACAUGCAGCUGCAGGCAGAGGGCAGGUUGAGGUAGUGAAAUAUCUUACAUCAUCCUUUGACAUGAUCAACUCGACAGACCAUCAAGGCAACACUGCUUUGCAUGUGGCUGCAUUCAGGGGCCAAUUAGCUGCAGCUGAAGCUCUGGUCUCUUCAUUUCCCACAUUGAUCUCUCUCAGAAACAACACUGGAGAAACUUUUCUCCAUAAAGCUGUGUCUGGUUUUCAAUCUCCUGCAUUCCGAAGAUUGGACCGACAGGUUGAGCUUUUGAGGAAGUUACUUUGUCUGAAGAACUUUCAGGUAGAGGAUAUUAUCAAUGUAAAGAACAACGAUGGUAGAACUGCUCUUCACAUGGCCAUCAUAGGAAACAUUCACACUGAUCUUGUGCAACUUUUGAUGACUGCUCCAUUAAUAAAUGUGAAUAUUUGUGAUGUUGAUGGCAUGACUCCUCUUGAUUACCUUAGGCAACACCCAAAUUCUGCAUCAUCAGAUAUACUAAUAAAAAAGUUGAUCUCAGCUGGGGGAAUGUUUGGUUGUCAAGGUUAUAGUUCAAGAAAAGCCAUUGCUUCACACUUGAGAAUGCAAAGCAUUGGAAGUAGUCCAGGGACAUCUUUUAGAAUCUCAGACACUGAAAUAUUUUUGCACACUGGCAUUGAGAAUGUAUCAGAUGCUAGUGCUGAUCACGGAAGUGGAGGAGUAAGUUCAUCUUCAUCAGAACACGUUCCAUAUGACCCCAAUGCCAUCGGGAAUCGGAUCUCAACCAUUAGUAAAAGGCCAAGUUCUGUAAACUAUGCAGCAGCAAAGUUGAAAAGGGCCCUUCAGUGGCCUAAGGUGAAGGACAAGAAAUCUGAAGGAUUCAAAAAGUCUUUAGAUGAGGGUUCAGUGGAAUCAUUCAAGAAAUGGACUAAUAGUUGUGAUGAAACUCCAACUCCACUUAGACAAAGAUUUUCAAAUUCUAGGCCAUCCUCACUUCCCAACAACAAAAGAACUCUAUCUGUGAGGAGUCAACAGUCAAGUCCAAAUGCAAAGAAGAGAUUUGCUUCAGGACUAGUGCAUGGAGUUAUGCAAUCCACGCCACAUGCAAAGGUUUCAGGCAGAUCUAGGUCUAGUUCCUUUUCAAAGUCAUCAAUUUCUUCACCUAGAUCAAUAGACAAGCAAAAGGGUAUUUACAUUGACAAUAAUGACAUUGCUGGGCCAUCUUGCUCAAGUCAAGUACCACCACCUGAUGAUGGAUCCCCAAAGUUGGUAAAGAGAACUUCUGUUGGUAAGAAGUUGAGGGGCCACUAUUUCUGUUUUGGCACACCUGGCAUUAAUGUCAAAAACUCAGUUCACAGGCAGCAAGAAAGCCAGGCUUACAAGGCUCAUGCUGUUGCAGUGGCAUAAUUGGUGGGCCUUAAUUAUUUCCUGACCAAGCUAAUGUAAAAUAAGGAGGGGAAAAGAAACUUGAUCACUGUGAAACUGCCCUUAUAAGUUUGCUAGGAGAGGGUUCCUUAAGUUUUAUAGAUUAUGUUUUGUUACUUAAGAUUAGCUCAUCCUUAACCACUUGUUAAUGGAAAACUCGUGUUAAAAUAUUCCUCUUAUCAUGUUGGCAACAAAUUAGCGCAAUUUGGUGCCUAGUAAUGUGAGAAUUAGCAUUACCAAUGUACUUA